Messenger RNA from Camarhynchus parvulus, 5581 nucleotides. RefSeq names its product family with sequence similarity 91 member A1 (gene FAM91A1). NCBI's taxonomy places the organism in Eukaryota, Metazoa, Chordata, Aves, Passeriformes, Thraupidae. Gene Ontology annotation, biological process: intracellular protein transport. Bases 124 to 2637 code for a protein of 837 amino acids. The transcript is spliced from 24 exons. Gene Ontology annotation, cellular component: trans-Golgi network; cytoplasmic vesicle. The record is from RefSeq and is a predicted model, not a curated record.
GAGGGCAGGGCAGGGCAGCGCAGGGCGGCCCCGGCCGCAGCGGCUCUUUCCCGGGGCUGGAGCGGCUCCUUCCCGGGCCGGAGCGCCUCCCGGCGGCGGGGCCCGCGGCCGGGCCUGCUCGCCAUGAACAUCGACGUGGAGUUCCACAUCCGCCACAACUACCCCUGGGCCCGGCUGCCCGCCAGCGUCAGGCAGGGUCUUGGGAACUCCCAGAGGGAAUAUGAGAGGCAAGUUGUGCUCUACAGCAUCCGCAACCAGCUGCGCUACCGGAAUAACUUAGUUAAGCAUGUCAAGAAAGAUGAACGUAAAUAUUAUGAAGAUCUGUUAAAAUACAGCCGAGAUCAUCUCAUGUUGUACCCGUAUCAUUUGUCUGACAUCAUGGUGAAAGGUCUGAGGGUAACACCAUUUUCCUAUUACACAGGGAUAAUGGAGGAUAUAAUGAACAGUGAAAAAAGCUAUGAUUCUCUGCCCAACUUCACUGCUGCUGACUGUCUAAGACUUCUUGGCAUAGGAAGAAACCAGUAUAUUGAUCUAAUGAACCAAUGCAGGUCUUCAAAAAAAUUUUUCAGAAGGAAAACUGCCCAUGAUCUGUUGCCUGUGAAGCCUGUGGAGAUCGCUAUAGAAGCGUGGUGGGUCGUGCAGGCUGGGUACAUCACUGAGGAUGACAUCAAGAUUUGUACUACAUCAGAGAAGUCUGCUAUUGAUAAGAUAAUUGAUUCAGGUCCUCAACUUGCUGGUUCCUUAGACUUCAAUGUUGUUCACAGUUUGUAUAACAAAGGAUUUAUUUACCUUGAUGUGCCAAUAUCUGAUGACAGCUGUAUUGCAGUGCCACCACUCGAAGGUUUUGUGAUGAACAGAGUGCAAGGUGAUUACUUUGAAACACUACUGUACAAGAUAUUUGUUUCAAUAGAUGAACAUACUAAUGUGGCAGAGCUGGCAAACGUGUUAGAGAUUGACUUAUCUUUAGUAAAGAAUGCUGUGUCCAUGUACUGUCGGUUAGGCUUUGCUCAUAAAAAAGGCCAAGUAAUAAACCUGGAUAAUCUUCAUCCAUCAUGGAAGAAUGUUCCUUCUGUAAACAGACUGAAGAGUACUUUGGAUCCUCAAAAGAUGCUGCUUUCAUGGGACAGUGGGGAAAACAGAAGUCCUAUACAGGAAGCUGGGUCAUCAGCCACAGAUACAGAUACCAACAGUCAAGAUGAUCCAGCUGAAACAGCCAGUGUGAGCAGCCUGAACCUGUCCAGUGGACAUACGAAGCGCAUUGCCUUCCUGUUUGAUUCUACUCUCACUGCCUUUUUAAUGAUGGGAAAUCUCUCACCAAACUUGAAAAGUCAUGCAGUCACUAUGUUUGAAGUUGGGAAACUAUCAGAUGAGAGUCUUGACAGCUUCUUGGUGGAGCUGGAAAAGGUUCAGAGCACAGGGGAGGGGGAAGCACAGCGAUACUUUGACCAUGCCCUAACUCUGAGGAACACAAUCCUGUUCCUGCGGCACAAUAAAGACCUGGGCGCGCAGGCUGUACAGCCUGAUCAACCAAACAAUGGGUUCCCCUUGGACCUGUUACGAUGUGAGAGUUUGCUUGGUUUGGAUCCAGCUACCUGCAGCAGAGUUCUCAACAAAAAUUACACUCUGCUGGUUUCCAUGGCACCACUCACCAAUGAAAUUCGACCUAUUAGCAGCUGUACACCCCAGCAUAUUGGGCCUGCAAUACCAGAAGUCAGUUCAGUUUGGUUCAAGCUGUAUAUAUACCAUAUAACUGGACAAGGACCACCCUCCCUGUUGCUCUCUAAAGGAACACGUCUUCGAAAACUCCCCGAUGUUUUUCAGGGUUAUGAUCGUUUACUAAUAACGUCCUGGGGUCACGACCCAGGAGUAGUUCCUACUUCAAAUGUGCUCACAAUGUUGAAUGAUGCUUUAACUCAUUCUGCUGUUCUAAUUCAGGGUCAUGGCAUGCAUGGAAUGGGAGAAACAAUGCACAUACCUUUCCCUUUUGAUGAAGCUGAGCAACAGGGAGACUUCUCUCGUGUGAACAUGGGCAUUCAUACAGCUUUAAAAAUACUGAGAAACAAAGUGGACUUGCAGCAUUUUUGUGGCUAUGUCACAAUGUUGAAUCCUUCAAGUCAACAUGCUAACAGAAAACUGAGUGAUGCUUCUGAUGGAAGAGGAGAGACUGAACUGGCAUCAGGAUCUGAUGUAAAUGGGAGCACGGAAUCAUUUGAGAUGGUAAUAGAAGAACCCUCAAUGGAUUCUGCAGUCAAGCAAAGCCUUGAAGUACCCACAACUGAACUGGAAUGGGUUCCCCUGGAAUUAUGCUUUGGCAUUCCACUUUUCAGUUCUGAGUUGAAUCAGAAAGUCUGCAGAAAAAUUGCCACUCAUGGAUUAUGUAGAAAAGAAAGCCUUCAAAAACUUCUACAUUCCAGUAGAAAGCUGUCUCUUCAGGUCCUUAAUUUUGUUCAUUCAUUCCAGGAAGGUAUCUCAACACUGGAUCAGCUCCAUGAUGCUGGUUCUUCAAGUUCACUUCUGCAGCCAAUUUCUGCAGACAUGGGUGUUCCUCUUCCUGCCAAGAAUCUCAUGUUCAAGGAAGGUGUAUUGUCUGAAUGGAAUGGAUGGGCCCCUUCCUCAGUUCUUUUCAACCACUCCUAGGGAACAGGUCAAAUAGAGGUUCUUGUGCAUUGAUCACUAAAUGCCUUUCUUCUAUUAUGGUUAAUUCCUAGUGCCAACCACUAAGUGUAUGCUGCUGCUGCAGCAUAACCCGUGUAAAAAUAGUGUUACAAAAUGUGUUGUGUUGCAGUACUGGGGAAGUACUUAAACUGUCUAGAACUUGUUACUCAUUACUGCAUAUCUUGCUGCAACAGAGAGCUUUUUAGCUGUCAGCACUAUUUUUAUCUUGAGACAAUCUUUCUUUUAUAACUAAACAUGCCCUUUCUAGGCUUUCUGAUGAUUGUAAAUUUCUAUGCUGUCACCACAAAAUUGCAAUAGUAGUUUUCUAUGUUCGUUACUCAGACAUAAAUUCUGUUUAGUUUUGUACUGUAUUACUGAAAAUUUUUCUGUAUAAAGGUAAGAGAUUUGGCUCUUCCUCUGAGAGCUCAGUGAUACCAACUGAUUAAAUAAAGAUAUCAUGAUGAUAUGGGGCAUUAAGGAUUGUUGAAUUCUGUAGUUCAGCUUAAUGGUGGGGCCUUGACAAAUCAGUACAAUGGAAGGAGGAGGCUGAGUUAGUGCAGACUCAAUGUCCUGCUGAUGACCUAAGGCCACUUUGAAGAUGAGUGGUGCACUUCCAUCUCUGUCAGGUGGAGGUAGGGAAGUGUGGAAGAUCUGAGGUGGUUAUCUCUGUUUGCAGAGUUGUUAAUGAUAAUGGAUUCAUCCUUCUCUUUGUGUGAAACCAGGAGUGUCUGAAAUUUGAUCCCACUGGGAGAUUUUGGCUGUAAUUUGAAGCUGGUGAUGAUUCCUGUGGGAAAUUCCUGUUGUCAUAAAGUGAGUUUAAAGUAGAUAACUAGUUCUGUCCUGUUGAUUAAUGUUUGAAAGAACAGAGCUCUUGAUUUUUCACAUCAGUUGUUAGCAAAGGAAGAUAACAGCAGAGGAUGUGAAGACAGAAAAUUCAGUGAAUCUGUGUUCCUUGAACUAUUAGCUGUUGAUCAUGAAAAAAAUUAACAGUAAGCUUUUUCAUCUAAAAUCAUGUUCUGGCUCUAUUUGUAGAGGAUGACUGUAUGUAGCAUGACUUUACUUUGUUUUUAUUAGGUAUUAACAACUUUUUGCCAGCUUAAAAAAGUCUGUUCCGUCAAGCACACAAAGAGGACAAGCAACGUAGUUUGUUAACACUUCUCUGCUAGCUCCCUUCUUUACUAGAACUGCCUUGUUUUAAAUAGUCAUAACUAAAAAUGAGACUUAAUCAUCCUGUCAUUACUAUCCUGCAAUACACAGUGGGUCAAGGAUCUGUGGCACCGAUGGUGCUGAACAGCAGCAAGGUGAAAAAUGGCAACAUUUGGGUUUGUAUCCUGUCCUGCAUUAAAAAAGCAUGUCAAAAGCUUGAAGAGGACAAAUGUACAAAUGUAUAGGAUAAUGCAGUGACUUAAUUUACAACUGUGAAGAUCCCAUUCUUUUUCACUGGCUUUGUGUACAUUCCUGAAGUGUAAACAGAGGAAUUGUGCUCUAAGAAACUGGAAAUCUGUAGUACUUCAGUUUGCUCAGUGCUGCUUUCUUAUAUCAGUUUUGUUCUGGAAUUUUACCAGCAACAGCUGAACUUAGCAUUCUGCAUAUAUCACAGUUACAUCAUCCAUAUAAAGUUGAUAAUUUACACUACUGUGACCUUUUGUACUGGACAUACAUACUCUCUAUAGCGGUUUUUAAGUUGCCUUAUUUCCUCCAAACUAAAUUGAAGGGGAAUUGGAUGUCAAUCUGCUAUAAAUGGCUGAAAAAAUCUUUACUGUGAGAACUGUUACAUGGAGAUGAAGCCAAGACCUGGCACUGUAGAGGAAUUCAGCAGUAGUGAUGGCUUACACUUCCAGGGCUGUAUAUGUUACUUUAAGUGCUGCUGUGAGCUGCAGUAGGUGAGUUAGUUUGCUGUAUUGUAUUAAAUUUCGCCAUGCACUAUCCAUACUAGUAUGUAAAGUGAUGAUAGUGCAAGUUGUAUGAAAGUUUGAAAAUAGAUGAAAACUUACUGUUCUCACUGCAUAUUCUUCAGUGUUGCUAAGUGAAGGAUAUUAUCCUUUGUUACUAGGUUGUCUAAAGUAAAGUUUCUCAGUAAAAGUAGUCUGCUCCUCAGAGUUGGUUAAUACCCAUAAAUCUUACCGUUAAUGGUGAGAAUUCCAGAUGUGUUGCAGUUUGUUAGAACUCAAUCCACUCUUACUUAGGGGCUUCAACAUUAGUUUAGGAGCUUAAAUAUUCAAAUCUGCAUAUCUGAAGUUUACUGAAUAAAUUGUAACCAAAGAAGUCUGUUGAAAUUCCUGAAACUCUAUUACAGCAAUAGUGAUUGGGAUGGUCAAGAGGCUUCAAACUAUGUAACUUUUGUUUUAAAUAUGGUGUAAAAACCCAACAGGUCUCAAAGAUCUUAAUACCAAAAGAAUCUAUUUUAUAUUGUAUUGCUAAUAAAGACAAAUUAAAUAAAUUUCUUUUCUUCAGGUAGUUUUAUUGACUGGGGAGAAAAAUCACAUGCAUUACACAUUGUAAAGCUGUUUUAAGUUUCUGUUUCAGUAAGAUUUUUAUCUUGAAGAAGACAGUUUGGCUUUGUGCUCUGGCACAACCCAAGUAGUAUUGAAGCUAGAUGGAUAUCCCUGAAGAUGUUCAGGAGCCAGCUAAGAAGUGUGUUAUGUUUGUUUUCAGUUUUUGAUCAUGAUUUAUUGCACUUUUUUCCUUCAUUGUUCUCAGAUUUUCCCUUACUUUCUUGUUCAGUGUUUCAAAUGGUUUGUAUUUUGGAAGUUUUAAGUACAACUGUAACUGAAUACAGUUGUGCUGUUCUAGUGUGACAUUGUUAAUAUUAUCCAUUGAAUUGUACAAAGUCUGUGUUCAAUUAAAUUAUUGACACAUGUAACAAAUGUUUACAAAUAAACUGUGGUGUAGGUCAAACCAUGUGCAGAAUCCUUCUCAUGCAGCA